GGAGGAGGGGGCACUUCCUUCGAUGACGUCAGAUGGAGAAUUUAAAAGGGGACUUAGGAGAUCCCCAGAGCAGAAGCAGCAGAAGGCACAGCAGGUUCCUCAGCACUGAUAUCUCUGUCUGCCCAGCUUGGAGAAGUUCUAGCAAACAUGCAGUCCUGCCGUAUGCGCUGUGCCCUCACCAUCCUCUCACUGGCCCUGGCAGUGAGCUCCAUCUCAUCUGCUCCCACAGACCCGAGACUUCGCCAGUUCCUGCAGAAAUCACUGGCAGCGGCAGGGAAACAGGUAAGGACCCCUGAUCCAAAAUCCAAGAUGUUUAUGUGAAGGAUCUAGUGCUGGGGUGCCCAAAAGAUAGAUCUCCGGAUGUCGUAGAACUACAACUCCCAUGGUGCUUUGUAUGCCUUUAGAAUGCUUUAGAAUGACAAAGCACCACGAAAGCUGUAGUUUUAAAAUAUCUGGGAAUAUACCUUUUGGGCACCCCUGGUCUACUAGGACUUGGGAUAGUUUCGAUUUAAUGCUAGAUCUUUAGCGCAAUGUAUUCACAAACCUUCCAAGGGCAAGUGGUCUCAAUCGAUUUAAAUUUAUUCAGAAAUCAUGGUUGAUUAUUCCCAUAUGAACUAUGGUAUAAAGGCACGCUAAGGGAUAGUUGUUAAUUGUAUCUUAUCCUGGGGUAAUUCCAUGCUGGAAUGUCUAGUCUAGAUGUUCUGCACAGAUGCCACGAAGUAUCUGCUUAAACAAGUUUCCAACGUUCUAAACGAAAAUCUUGUGGAUUAAAUUAUUGAAGGGAAACAUCUAUUUGAGCAGCAGAUAGAACCAUUUCUUAAUCUGGUCUUCCCAUUAUAAUUUAAACCAUUUAAUACGAUUUCGAUCAUUUGCUUUUCCACCUGCAGUGGACUACCACUCUCAUUCAAGGUCAGUUAGCCAUAGAAUUCAUGGUGUCUACCAGUUGUUGGUAUGUUAACAAUCAUCAAGUAAUCUCGCCAUUCCAAAUACUUUGAGCAGGGUUUGAGAAAUCAGUUAUCCUUUCUGCAAUGUAAUUGUAUCUUGGUGCUGUCUAAGGUGCUGAAACCGCAUGCACCCUUUCUAUUCAUUAUUUAACAGUAGUAUCCAAGUGGCACAUUUGUAGCCAAGUUAUCAUGUGAGUGUGCAUUGGGGAAAAAAGUAUAAUUAUCUAAAUAUUUAACAGAUCCAAAUGUUACUUUAUUUUAGCAACAUGAAAAUCAUCGUAUUUUAAGAACAACUAAUAUAAGAAUAAAAACAACGUUUUCAUGAAGUAGUAAAUACAUAGUUGAAAAAAAAAGUUUAGCUGUAAAUAAAUAUUGCAUGCAUGUUUUAAUUCUCAUUUUACAUACGAUCCAGUACACAUUGGUGUGCUAAUAACCAACUAAAUCCUACAGUGUAACCAUUGCUUGCAAUGCAUGUGAGACCUGUAACAGUAACCCUAGUACCUGCUAUGUUGGCCAAUAGUUUUCUCAUAGCACCCAUAGUAAUCAGAGAAGGCAUCCACUGCAGGAAGUUCAGUGAGUUCUAUGAUGUUGCCAGAUGUGUUGCCUGGAUGUUUUAGUAAGCUGGAGUGGUCCUGAUGCUGUUUGUUUGUUUGUUGUGUGGAAUUGAAAACUUGUUUGAUAGUUCCAUUCUAGCUCACGUUCUCCCAUUCCCCUGCUUUUAGGAGCUAGCCAAGUAUUUCCUGGCAGAAUUGCUAUCAGAGCCUUCCCUGACAGACAAUGAAGCGUUGGAAUCAGAGGAUCUGCCCAGAGGUGCUGAACAGGAUGAAGUGAGAUUGGAACUAGAACGAUCUGCAAACUCCAGUCCAGCCUUGGCCCCCAGAGAACGCAAAGCUGGAUGCAAAAACUUCUUCUGGAAAACCUUCACGUCCUGUUAGCUUCCACCUCUCCCUUCCCUCUGAUCCGAUAUUUUCCUACUCCCUCUAUCCCAAGCAAAGCCUUCACUGCAGGAGCCGGAGACUGUAAAUACCACACACAGUUAUGGUGAAUAAAAGAUAUUGAUUUGGAGUUGUUUAAUAAAACUUUUAGUUGAAAUUGUACAUGAUUUGCUUGGGUUGUGAUUUUUCGAUAGUUCUUAUGAUAUGCACUCUGCCAUUCACACAGAUGUACUAUUUUUAAUUAUUUGUUGCAAUAAAGUUUGUUUCAAACUCUACAUGUUAGCCGUGAUCUUUGAGAAGAAACAUCUCUAUUUAAUGUGCAGAGAAGAAGG
Messenger RNA from Pelobates cultripes (western spadefoot toad), 2211 nucleotides. The record is from the annotation of a GenBank genome assembly. NCBI's taxonomy places the organism in Eukaryota, Metazoa, Chordata, Amphibia, Anura, Pelobatidae.